GCGAUUGUUGACGGCGGCCGGGGGGAGGGGGGAAUCGAUGCUCUCCGCGCUCCGUUCCUGCCGCCCGCCCUGUCAUGGCGGCGCCCAGGGAGGAGACACGUGGCCUGUUCGGCCAGGGGGUCCGGGCGGUGCUGGGCAACUGGGCCGCGCUGCAGAUCGCGGUGGAGCAUGGCUUCGGCGGGGCGCACGGCCGGGAGAAGGCCGAGUGGAUGGUGGGAGCGGUGGAGCAGUAUUUCCACAGCAACGGUGAGACCCACCGACCGAGCGGGCGUCUGAGCAGCGCCUGGCACGACGGCCCCCCCGAGAUCACGGGGUCUAGUGGUUAG
Chrysemys picta bellii (western painted turtle) is the source of this 326-nucleotide messenger RNA. NCBI's taxonomy places the organism in Eukaryota, Metazoa, Chordata, Testudines, Emydidae. The record is from RefSeq and is a predicted model, not a curated record.